UACACCCUACGGCAGAGCUUUAACAGCAGCUUCUCAAUUUUCUUCGGAGUUCUCGACCAUCCCGGUAUUCUUUUUCUUACUCCCUCUUCUUCAACAGCAUCGUAUGUUAUUGUUUGCUUUCGCUUUCCGCCAUCGCUUGUCCUGUGGUAGCCUCCGCUCGUCUUCGAUGGCCGGAUCUCGGAUUACACGCCGACGGGUUCGGGGAGGUGCCCUCUGAGACAGGAGAUGGAGUCCCCACAAUGAUGGUCAAAAGAGGCAACAUAGACUUCAUUCAUCUUCGCUUGAAAAUGCGUAAAAUCAUCCGAAUUUUCGAGAAAAUCUUUCUGUCAUAAAAAGUUAUCGAGGGUUAUCUCCUAUCUUGACGAUUCUUUGACAUUCUUAAACUAACAACUUCUUCAACUAAAUGAUUCUGCUAACUUGAAACUCCAACAAGAUUCAAAGACAAGCCUAAAAUUUGUUUCGAAAGAGGUUUCUUCCGUAGAGAUAGAAUGGAGAAAUUGAGCACCGAAAGGAAAUCGGAAUCCAUGUCCAGGUCUCAUUCUCAGGAACUCCUGGAUUCUUCUUCAGCAAGCUCUGUUUCUGUUUUCGCAGAUCACUCAGAAGGGCAGAAUAGAAAUUUCCAGAAAACGGGAGAGUAUUCGCCCAGGGCAUCCAUGGAUGAAGCUCUGAAAUCGGAAGCCGCCUUUAUCCAAUACCUCUCCUCCAUUCCUCCUUCGGAGCAUCAUCGGUCAGCCGAUUCCAUGACUACGAGAACCAGAAGCCCUGCGGCCCCACCUACAGUGAGCAAAGUGGGGCUUGACCACCUUGAUAACCUCUGCAAGUUAAUGGAGCAGCUAAGCGAGCUUCGGGAUACGAACAGCAAACUACAAAAGAGGGUGCAGUACCUGGAGGACUUGAAAACGCUCCACGAUAUGCACAAAGAGAUAUGUGAGGCAGGCGCAUAUGCUUCUGAAGAUGUACCUAAGCCUGGACUCUAUCCCCUGAAGAAAAGCGCCACCGAGUCCAAUUGUCCCAGGAAGGAAUCGGGUUACUCUCGGAGCCCUUCAAAGUACCUGAGCCGCCGAAGCCGUCAGCAACAGCCCGAGAGCCAACGGAGAGGGAGAAGCAAAUCAGUGGGGCACGAAGACCUCAACGAAGAUUCCAAAUCGAGGCGGCUCUUCCCAAAGUGGUCGCGAGUCAAAGAGGCCUUCGGCUGGGAGAGCAGUGAACGCAAAAACUCCAUUAAGGCGAAAAGUGAGAGCGGCAGCAGCCUGACAAACCGACGACGUUCAGACGAGUCUUCCCGUCUUACGUACCGGCAUCCGAGCUCUCAUACCUGGUACCAGAACUACCCAUCCAUCCACUCGUCCAUGGAAGACAUCCAUGAAGAGUUUGAGGGAAGAUGGAAAAAAAUGUCUGUUUCCUCUGAAAAAUUUUCCGACCAUCUGGAUAUUCCCCACGAAGCACUGAGGAGACAAAAAUCAACACCGAGUCCGGGGAGUGAAAAAAUUCCUUCUUCUAGAGACACGGAUCUGAAGCCUAAAUCAUUUACCAUAGAACGCGAUUCCUACAGGAGCCAAGAUUUCUCAAAGUUCGAAAAGGAAGAUGGAAAACGAGGCAAGAGUCCAUGGGGACGCGUAAAAACUAUCAUCGAGAGGCACCGGGAUAGCAUUAAAAGAAGAUCUUUGCGCCAUGAACCUUCGGCUACCGACCUGGCUUCGGCCUUCAGCAAAAUCUCAGAAGACUCUGUAGAUUUCAAAGAUGAUCCUGAUGAACUUGAAUCAACAUCCAAACCUUCUGGUGCUCCGACGAUUUCGAGACGGAAGGCGAAUAAACCGGGUUUUCUGGCCUUGGAGCCCGAGAUGGAUCAAGAGUAUCCUAGGACACCCAAUUCAUCACCAGUCUUACAGAGGAAGUCAAAAUGGACGCGGAUGACCAAAGCAUUGAAGGGCAAAAGAGAAGACGAGAAGGACUCGUUGUCCACACCAACCAGCCCUAAUAAUCAAAACGAUGGUCAUUUUACAUUCAAUGCUAUCGAAGAAUUAUCACCUAGUUCCUACGGAGAGGAAAGAGAGAUAUCCAGAGUGGGCAGCGACAGUCAUGUUCACCAGUUGGCUCUUUCGGUGCCACCCACAGACCUCAUGCUUCAGCUUCAGCGCAACUUGAGUGAAGACUUCCACCGGAAGAUCCAGGAGUGGGACAGAAUACGGGCAUGUGGGAACACUUCAUGCUCCCCACAGUGGGAAAGAAAGCCCUCUGACACCUGGAAGAGUCGAAAGAAGUCGGAGAGGCAAGAGGACAAAACUGUUAAACCCAAGAUCAAGGACCUCACUUGGUUGGAGAAAGAAUUGCAGAAAGUCGAAAAAGAGAAACAAAGGCUAUCCAAAGAGAGGUUGAAGUAUGAGCAAAGAGCGAUGAGGCUGGAGAAACUGAGAGAGACUGUACUGGGGACCACUAAUAGCAAGAGGGAAGUGUUGGUGAAAACUUCUGCGGGUGAAUUCAGAUUCGAAGGAAUUUCGGACGCUUUCACCAAGAAGUUAUACGAGUGGGAAACGAAAAAAGGCGUCGGCAUGGAAUACUCGACUAUCGCCUUGCUGAAUUCCAGUAAACAAAUGUCACAAGGUUCAUCCGGAACUAUGCAGAGGAUGCUAUCUAAGUCCGAAUCGAGUAUAGCCGAUAUUGGACUGAAUUCUUCCAAUUCUUUACAAUCGACUAAAAUAUCAGACGCCGCGGAAGGUGACAAACAAAAUCAUCUUUCAAGAGCCGAUUCAGAACCGGAUCUAUCUACUUUGGCGGCAGCAUUUGGAGGCAGUCUUGCUGUUUCAGCUUCUGUGCAGGACUGCGUGGAGGUGGAGGUUGCAAGUCCCGAUGGACACAAAGACAGCGAUGACGAACUGGAUAAGGAGAGGAAAGGAUCCGAGACGUACUACAGUCUACUAGAGGAGAAUGUCCUCCUUCUCGAGCGGCUUAAGGAGAAAGAAGAGAUCUGUAGGAGGCUCGAGAAGGAUCUGGAGAUUUUGGAUGAAAAGAUGGAGGAGAUGAAUAUCCAUCAUUCUGAAGAAACACAGCGGUAUCGUGAGAAGUUGUGGGAGCUACACCAGCAAGGCGCCAGCCCUCGGGAGGUGCUCUGCUGUCGGCGGACCAUGGAACAAUUGCGCCAGCGAAUCGAAGCGCUCGAGAGGUGGACCAGAAAGCUGAAAAGCGAGAGGGAAACGGUUGAGGUCAAUUUCCGACACCAUUCGAAGGAACAGGAAAACAUGACUUUAGAUCUAUUGGAAAGAAUGCGUGAGCUUCAAGCGGUCGGCUCAUCAGCCACAGAAGCCGAGUCGAGACCGUUUUCCCGAAUGGACGCCGACACUAUCGAGAGAUUGCAGGACUUGUCAGCUCAGCUUGCAAAACAGACGCAGGAGCUUCAAGAGACGCUGGGUCGGAAGACGCUGCAGAUCCGGCAGCUGAAAUGGGAACUGUUGCACCGUGACCUUUCCACCGUAAAGCUGGAGACGGAGCGGCACAACCACUCGGCGCAGAAGAAAAGGUCCAAGUACGCGCACUGGAGAUCCCGCUCCUCUGAGGAACCUUCCUCCGCUUUCCCACAGAAAACCGAUGCAAUCGACCGAACCGCUGCGAGCCCUGACGCGUAUUGCAUUUCGUCGUCAGUUGAGGAAUUCCAGGCGACAGAUCUCGCCCAUACAGUUCAACAGCUGAGCAAAGAAGUUCAGAAACUGACAUGUGCCACCAGCAAUUCAUCACUAUCGAAAUGUUGGCCUGAAGAACAGUUAUAUACAAGUGUGACCAUCUCCCCCAAAGAUGUGGAGACUUGUAGGAACCAUAAGAAAGGGCCCAUCAAACUUGCGUCAAAAAGAAUAACUGUACGACGCAAUUCAGCUGAUAAUUCGAGCCUUCUUUCAACAGAUGACAGUCGAUUUAAAGGAGAACGUUCUUCGUCACAUUCCGAUGAUUCAUCAGACGAAUAUUAUUCGAGAAUCUGUUACAGUUCGGGAUUGAAAGCAAACAUCACGAAUAAUUCAGAGGCUGAAAGACUCCUCAUGUCUUACGGCGAAAACCCUCCACGGACGCAGAGGAAAAAGAAACUCCAAAAAGUAUCUAAAUUGAAUUCGAGCUUAGGUAGAAGGCGAGCGAACACUUUUCAUACUAACAGGGACUUACAGAAGCCUACCAUUGGGGAAAACAUCCCACAGAAAUGUCAUUCUUUUCGUGUUCCACGAGAAAAUUACAACGAUGAAUCCGCGAUAAUCAAAACUCCAUACUUUCGGCGUAAACUUCUAACUAGGAAUUUUCCAGUUUGUGCGGAAUCAGAUAAUACCAGCAACAUAAAAAUAUUCAGAGAAUCUCUUUUAUUUGGAAGUGAGACUGACAAAGUAGAUUUUAGAAUUGAUGAUAAUAAUAUGAUAAGAGAAGUAGCAUCAGAUUCUAAAAUACCUCUGACCACUAAAGUGAAGAAAUAUUCCGAUCCUUCAAAUGAGAAAUCGAACAGAAAGUUACCAGUAAGAUCAAUGAGUGACAAAACCAGAAAUGAAACAGCGGCAGAAAAAGAAAAUCUACAAAAAAGGCGAUCGAAAAAGCGUUUGAAACCUCCGAAUCUUAACAUAGCAGUUAAAGAUAAUGUAACGAAAUUAGAUGCAGCCGAAAUUUUUUCACAAGACGACUCAUUGCAAUCUAACACGACAAAAGAAAUAGCAUCUCAAAAUGUCUCCACAUUCAAUCAAAAGGAACACGCAUCUUCAGAGAAAAAGUUUGAAACUUUACAGUCAGAAAUUCCAUCGAUAACAAUACAAUUUCCAAAACGAAAACACCGAAAACCACUCAUUAUAGAGGAUGGGGCAACUGAUGAACAAAGUGUGACAAUCGUUGUGCCAAAGAAGCGAAGUUUGAGUUCGGAAUGUGAUUCAAGCAUUUCGGAGAGUUCACCACGAGAAGAACCUAAGAUACAACAUUCCGAUAAAACAAAUAAUUCUACAUACUUGUCAACUGCGAAAGAUUCUUUGUCACCUUCUGACAAAGAUUCCCUUUUAUUGAGUUCGAACACCAAAAACAACACGAGUUCGAUCGGAAGCAUACAGUUGAUGAAAUUGGUGUCGCUGGACAAUUUUGACAAUCCUUUCGAUCAAAAUAAAAUAUUCACCCUAAAAAAUUAUAAACAGAACGAGUCUCAAGCUCGUAAGAGAAAGGCACAAGAUGGUGAUAUUAGUGAUAAAAAUUCGCCAACCGAAGAAAUGGUCGAUAUAAUAAACGCAGGGCAGCAGCAGGCAUUCCGAGAGGAAUCUCAUCCUUUGGCGAAGAGUUCUACUACUGGAAUCGAGCAUAUUAAUUCGGAAAGUUCUCCAAUAUCAACAAACUAUAUAAAAUCACCAUCUGCGCCACAAUUAGAUUGGCGAAAAGCAUGCGCCAAGAAAAUAUCUAGAACUGGAGCUCCUAAUGUGAGGACACUCAUAGAAAGGUAUAAUCAAAAAGUAAUUGAAAGCCAAAGUGGCAAAAGUCCUUCUUCUAGUAAUGUAAGUUCACCUAUAACUCUGAGAAAAAUUUCGACUCCCGUCAACAGUUCUUGUUCCAAACAAUAUGUAGCACACUUCUCUAGUACACCCAGUACACCCACUGCAUCACCCAUCUGUACAUCACUGGCAUUCAAAUCUGGCAACUUUACAAAGAGUCCACAGUCAAGUCCGUCGUCAGAUGUCCGCAGUGAAGCUCUAAAAAAGGCCAGAGAAUAUUUUAUAGCAUCUCCUCAAUUAUCCAUUCAAAAUUCCCCAGAGACGAAAAGGACCGGCGAAACUUCACAAAAAUCUCCUGAAAGUGCCUGGGCUGCGUCAGAAAGAGAAGCUUUCGCGCUACAGAAGAAAAGAUCUGACGAGGACAGAUUGUCACACAGUUCAAUGGAUUCCAUGAAUCUCGUGAUGCUAAGAGCCGGCGAAAGCUGCAGAGAAUCUCGAUUGCCCAAGAAAUUAGCGGAUGCCCAAAAAAUUGAAAUGGUUGAAAGGCCCAACUUGAAAGCAUCCAAGUCCUUAUCUAGUUCCUCGUUGUUUAAAGCAGUUCUUCAUUCAGACUUCAAAGUGCCCACGAAUCUCUUGAAACUGAAACGCAGCAAGCGCAAGAAAGACAUGUCCACAGUCACCGAGCUCUGUCGCCAAAGCUUGCUUUUAACCUCCGAAACCGCGCCAAAUAUUCUCGCUCCCACCGCUCACAAGAGCUGCCCUUCUUCGCCAGAACUGAAAUCGAAGACUACCAAACCUAACUGGUUGCAGAGAAACAUUUUCCGUCACAGGCAAUAGGUUUUGUAAUUAAAUAUUUUAUCUUUUGUAGAUGGUGUAACAUUUCAUUUCGAUCGUAUAUAAAGUCUAUUUAUUUACAAA
Molecule: messenger RNA, 6347 nt
Organism: Argiope bruennichi
Lineage: Eukaryota; Metazoa; Arthropoda; Arachnida; Araneae; Araneidae
Exons: 18
Coding region: 489-6266 (1925 amino acids)
Source: RefSeq, a predicted model, not a curated record